Didymodactylos carnosus is the source of this 519-nucleotide messenger RNA. Lineage: Eukaryota; Metazoa; Rotifera; Eurotatoria; Philodinida; Philodinidae. The record is from the annotation of a GenBank genome assembly.
AUGUCUUCAUUUUACCGUCCAAUUGUUUAUUGUCUAAGUAUUAUUGGCAUAUUGUUAUCUCUAUAUGCAUUUUAUGUAGAACAAAACAAAAAACGUGAUCCAAAUUAUAAAGCAGCAUGUGAUUUUGGUUCAAGAGCUAGUUGUUCACGUGUUUUAACAUCAAAAUAUGGUACAGGAUUUGGUAUUAUUGAAGGAAUAUUAGGAAAAGAUAGUGUAUUAAAUCAAGCUGAUUCAGUAUUUGCUAUUUUAUUUUAUUUAUUAUCAAUUAUAUUGAAUAUGUCAAAAAAUUCAAAAAUAAUUGCUAAAAUACGCGUUAUAUUAUCCCUGAUAACAAAUUUAGGUUCAAUAUAUCUUGGUUACAUUUUAUAUUUUAUAUUAAAUGAUAUUUGUGUUGUAUGCGGUUCAAUGUAUAUUGUCAAUUUUCUUUUAUUAAUAUGUAAUAUUGGUUUAUUCAUUCAACUAAAUAAAACUCAAGUUCAUCUAACGCGACAAGAUGCAAUUAGACGAAAAAAACAAUAA